This is a messenger RNA of Mercenaria mercenaria, 6545 nucleotides long. RefSeq lists its product as uncharacterized. Gene Ontology annotation, molecular function: signaling adaptor activity; protein kinase binding. Lineage: Eukaryota; Metazoa; Mollusca; Bivalvia; Venerida; Veneridae. The record is from RefSeq and is a predicted model, not a curated record. The coding region runs from base 2399 to 4615 and encodes 738 amino acids. The transcript has 18 exons. Gene Ontology annotation, biological process: positive regulation of B cell receptor signaling pathway; cell surface receptor protein tyrosine kinase signaling pathway.
UGCCUAUAUUUUGACUUAGAGCCAGAAUAUUUAUGACGAAGGACCAUUCUAGCUCACUAAAACAGAAUAACACCACCCCGAACUGCAUUGAACAUAACUAACGCUCUACCCAACAGAUCGAGAUGUAACCCUUUUAGAAUGGAAGUAGUUAAGUAUUUGAUGUAUCCAUUAUUCAUAAUCCAUUUGAAUUGAUAUGUCUACGGAUGUACGUCAUAGUUUAUUAAUAUCAUAUUUUUAGAAAAAUAAUCGCGAUAUGCUGUCAGUCUGACAUAAAAACCAGCUUAGUCAUUUAAUAUUUUUACACAAGAUUUUUUAUGUAUGCAGUAAUUGAUCGUAUUUGCAAGUUUGCAAUUUAGGUCUAGUAUACCUCCUACACAUGAAAAUCAGUGAACAGUAAAUGAUAUACACUAUAACAAUGUAACUCUUCGCAUUAUAGCUUUAAAGUUAGUACAUUACAAACUAUUGUUAGAAUUUCAGAUAAACUUAAAAUUAAGUAUGCAUAAAGAUUCAGACAGAUACAUGUUUACAAGACAAUCUAGGUAAAUUCCCGUGACUCCAAAUUCAGUCAAAUGGUCAAAGUUCAUAAUAUCAAAAUAUUUCCAUUUUCUCAUGUUGUCUCUUUUGAUCAACCAACUGUCCAACAGUCUCUUAUUUCGCUUAUGACAACAAUCAAAAGAUAUACUAAACCAUUUAACGGACAAUUUACUCCGCGGGUUGCCUUAAACCCUGGGUAGAUUUAGCAAAGAUGUUGCAAUAUUAAAUAGGAUGGUUUAAUCGUCGUGAAUUUAUCCGUAGAUUAAGAUCAUUGUCACCAAUUGUGAAAAAGGCUUAAAACAUAUUUUAAAGGUCAAGGAUUACAAAACAUUCAUUGAACCGAUUCUUCUUACAGCAUAUCCUAAAUACUACGAAAUAAAUAAAACUACUUAAGUAAAUAGCCCAAGUAUCACAUGUUACCGAACUCAUUCAUUCAAAUAUAUUUUACAAUUUUCUGUAUCGUUUAUAGAGUGGAUUUACUGAACCUUACAAACUUCAUAAUAUUUGACAAGCUAACUGUAGUAAAACUGUUGAAUUUGCGGUAAAAUAUGAAUAUAAAUUAGAUUCAAGGAACAAUUGGAAUAUAAGAAAUAUUAUUUUUGCUGUGAAACUGGAUAUUUCAAGUAGAUCGACACUUGUGGUGAACGUACGCGGGUUUAAAGAGUUUUCAUAAAUGCAUACAGGAAUGUUUUUCGAACAGAUGAUACAAGGAUAGCGUUUUACAUGUAUACUAUAUAUAGAUUUCACAGAAGCUUCUUAAAUAAUAUCACGGUGUAAAAACAGUAAGGAUGCAUACUGACAUAACAGGAAAGAUAAUAUUGAAGCCAUAGAUAUCAUGGAAUGAAUUUAAAUUAAGAUCAGCUGGAUAACUGACUAAUACUACGCAUGAUAAAGUUAAAAAGUUGAAAUAAAUUUUAACGCCUUCGCUCAAUACCAUGACUAGGCGUCAACUUUCAAAUUAGUCAUCCCUAUAUAUUAAUAUAAUAUGUGUAUACAUAUGGGUGCAAUAGUAAAUAGGGUCUAUAGAGCAAUGUCUAAUACGAAAAGUGUACAAUAGACCGGUUUUAUAGGGCAUGUGUAAGGCGUGUGUAAUACGUAACGUAAGCAUAUCAGGUUAUGCAAGAGGUACCUCGAAUGUAGACGAUAUAAUAUAUACAGAAAUAUACAAUGGUAUGUAUAGUGCGCUAGAUGAAUUUCUUAAAGACACGUAGACUAGUACAUCACAAUAUAUUAUACACAUAUGCGGAAAGCUAUCAAACAUUUUGAAGUACCCUUAGAUAAUUGUAUAGGUAUGAAGUAUAAAAACAUGGCAUCAUAAAUGUGUGAAGCUGAGAACAAGUCAUGACUAGGCACUUUAUAUAAUUUCGUAAAAAGUAUAUAACGUGUUAAACUCAUGGACAGCCCUUCUUCAAAUGUGAGAAAAGACACAGAGUAAAAUACCGCAUUGUAAUAUGAAGCAAUGAAGGCAUUAUAGAAGAUGAAGUUAAGAGCUGAUUCUUUAGUUAAAAAGUCUUUAGCAGCAUUUAAUAGCCAUGGUGAAAAAUGGAUGAACUGGAGGAAAUGUUAACAAAGAGUGAAGCUCUGAAUUGCAACAAAUAGUAUUUAGAAAUGUGCUAAAGCACUGAAGCCAUUAUAAAUAUGGAGCAAUUUAUGGCAUGACAAGAUACUCAAGUAAACAAUAUAUUGAUGAUUUAGCACAGUUUGGCUAGUGUUUAAUACAAAAUGCAAAAGAAUGUAUGUAAAGAUGCCUUGGUAUAAGAAUACGUAAUCUAAUAGAUAAAGUGCUCUGAAUGAUAUAUAUUAACAUUGGAAGUAUGUAAUGAAUGAUAUGUAGCAAACUAGAUGCAAAUGAUAGAGUAUAGAUAUGUACUAUAAUAAGAAUAAGAAAUUUGAAGACGCACGGUUCUGGACUGUGCGGUUACCAAGAUACACAUCUGGCACGGAGACAUACCAGUAUGAAGGUAGACUAGAGGUGCACAAAUUUUAUAAUGACCACAACAGAGAUCAGGCGCCACCAAGUUGGUUUAUACCGCAUUGCUCACGGGAAAUGGGAGAGAAGCUACUGGAGAGAGCCAUAAGCAAUAAUUAUGGAAACACAUUGAUGCGUGAGAGCACAUCCCACUUAAGUAACGGAAGUUACGUCAUUUCUAAAAUAAAUAUCAAUAAGAGAGAUGGCAGCGUUGAGUUUGAGCAUUUUGAAGUGAUUCGAACUGCACAGGGGUACAAAAUAAAUGUAGAAAACCGACACCUGCCAAUGAAGUGCCUUAAAGAUGUGAUGGACUAUUUUGUCGGUACAUCUGGGGGUAGCACAAGACCUCUGCAAGUGAAUGAUCCAAAGGUUCUAGGACAAGACACUCCUGGAUAUUCAACUCAAAUAUUAUAUAAGAGGCCAGAAUCCUGGAAAUGGCCUCCAACAGAUUCAAGAGAUGAGCCGGUUCCAGUCGGAAAUCCACAAUAUUACGACCAGCCAGAUUCACCUCCCCACAACAGUAGAUUGCGCAAUCUGGAGCGAUCGCAAACAGUAUCAGCCGGAAUACUCCGAAACCAGGGACCGCUGACUUCUCCUGGCGCAGCAGAAAGAAAAUCAGUUGGCUGGUCCUCGGUGAUAAAUACACCUCCACCAGUACCUGACCAUUCUAAAACAUUUGCUGGUUCCCGAACUAAACCCGGAUCUGUGCCGUCAAUGUCUGAACUAGCGCAAAGGAGCAAUGAAGCAGAUCAGAUAGAGAAAUUUGACACGAUGCUUAGCGGAUUUGAAAGUGGGUUUGAACGUACCUCGAUCUAUGUCAAUUCAAAGGCUGGCCACGCGGUGUCUCCUUGCCCUGCACCCCCACCACCACCAGUGGCACAUCAGCCUGUGCGACCUCGGUCCUAUGUAAAUGUUAAUUCAGAACAUACAGACCCAGCUUUAGAUGCUUUGCCUGUAGCUCCCCCUGCACCCAGGGAUCCAAUUGUGUCAUCACCGCCAGCCGCUAUCACGAGAAAUUCAAUAUCCAAAACAUCAUCAACUGGCAUCAGUUCUUCAUCACACUCCCCAGCAGCAUCAGUAAAACUUAGAAACAGUUCUUCAUUUGGCUCAAAUAACGCAAAAACUGCUCAAACUAGACAGAACGUGUCAAAAUCAGUAAGUGAAAGCCAGCUUAAAAAUGUGAGAUCGCCUGAUUCACCAAAGAAUUUCCCUACUUGGGGCACACCUAAACAGAACACAGUUUUACAAAAUCAGACUAAAAGAACGGAAGUUGUAACCGGAGCAAGUGCCAAAGUGGACGUGCAAGAAGCAGGUGUUGAUGAGAAGACUCCGGGAGGAGUUUCUACACUUCGAAGUAGAUUCGAAUCAACUUCAUCGGACUCACCAUCACCAUUAAAACAGGGUCAUGUGAGAAGUUCACUACCAGUCCGAUGGUCCCUGUCCAGCCAACUCUCAGAGACGAUUGAUGACCUGGAUGACCUUUAUGAGUACCUGUCAGAGGAUGGUGUAGAUCAUACUAACAAUAAAAUGCAAUUUACUAACACAAAUAACCAAAAGCCUACAAAGAAUACACAGUCGAUGAUUAUUAAUUCUAAUGCUUAUAACGACUCACUAUUGGCAGUUGGUAGUACACAUUCCCUAAAGAGCGCACCAGGUCCGUCAACUCCCGCAUCAGUAUAUGACAACAGACAGAAAAUGCCGGACCAGGAAGAUGAUUUGUAUGAUGACACCGCUCUUCCACAACAACAACAAUCUGCUGACAGAAAGGUUCAGUUUCAACAAAAAAGGCAGAGUUCUGAACAAACCCCUGUAAAUAAACGACUGGAAACACGCCGCCAAACAGAACCUGCUAUUUCAGUUUCUCAUACCCAGUUCGAAGAGGACGCAGUAGGAAGAUUAAAUCAAGAUUUCAAGAACAAAUUAGAAGGUCUGUUUGGCGGAGCUAAAGCAGCACCAGCUGCAAGUCCAGGUCCUCGGAAGCUACCAGGUGUUCCUGUUUUGAGAAUGAACAGUACAGAGGAUCAUGAGUACCAGGAAUUACCGGAUGUGAUACCUCCGGAUGCCAUCACUUAUGUUAAUGAACGAUUUAAUGUUGAUCAUGAUAAUACAUAGAAAUUCUAUAGUGACCUCGGCUAUUAUAGCUUUAUCUAUAGAUUCUCAGCCAGUCAGCAGUAAAGCCAGUGUUCUCAUAGCAGUCCAGCAGUACACUUCAAGCACUUGAAAAGUUAUUACACCAUGCUGUCUUUUCGUGCUUGAAAAAAAACAUGCUGUUUGGGCGUUGCUUGCUUUUUGCAUAGGGAAUACAUACCCGGGGUUUCUGUUUCAUAGUAGUGUUUCUCUUUCAUAGCAAAACUGUGUUAUUAGCAUUGGAAACUGUGAUUUUCUGAAUAAGAAACAUUUACAUUUUUCAGGAAAUGUAUAGAACUACAUAUAAGUAUCAUUCCGCCGUGUUCGAGAUCAUCUAUCAUUACGUUUGUAGGUCGUAAAUUAUCGAGCUUCUGCGGUUCUAUUUUUAUGCGUUUUUUUAUUAUGGAUAAUCAGAAAUUCUGCUAAAAUGUACUCCUAUAGCCUUUUUUUUCAGAAAAUUUUUACUAUAAUGUAAAAAUAUGCUUCCGCCUUAACAGAAUGAAAUAAAAGAACUUCUUUGAAUCUGACAUUGUACGCCGUGUUGUUGCAGGUGACGUUUUGUGACGCCAUUACAAGCCAUUAGUAAAAUAAAAUGAAAAUCUGUUUGUAUUACAUAUAGGACUUUUAGUUCAUUUGUUGAAGAGUCGAAUCUCAGUACUGCAACGAGUAAUAACUCCUGCAGCAAAACAACCAUGUUUAACAACCUUCAGUUUCUUACGAUUAGUGUCACCUUCUCUUAGAAGGACAGUCGCCUAUGUUCAUCAGAACAUUGCCUCUUCGUUAAUAACAGGCUGCUUCAAAUUCCGUUUGCACAAUGUACACAAUCCACAUUUAAAGAUUUCUGCAGUACUUGGCUUUUUCGGCGUACAUUUUACCAUUGCUACCGAAUUAUAGAAAAUUUUAUACAUUUAAAAGAUUGACUUUGGAUACCAUACAAAAACAGUAGAUCUUGCAGCUGUAGAUCUUUUUGAAACGUUAUCUGAAUUCCACAUGCCCUUUACUAGUCUUAUGAAUAAUAUGUUGGCAACUUCCUUUGGGAAAUAUUAUCUCCGAUCUUAUUUACCACUUUCUUUACACUCGUGUCAGAAUAUUAAGUCUUCAAAAGCAUUAUAAAUUGCACGCAAAUUUCUGGAUUACAAGUACAUGUACUAAUAAGGCAUUGUAAUAAAAAAUCAAUGAAAUACAUAAAUUUCGAAACUUCUUUGCACACUUAUUAGUGAUUUGCAUUCCAAAAUGUCCAAUUACAAUUUGAAAACCACUUAUAUUGAGGUGAAAUAUCGUUCCAUCUUAUACUGCGCUACCGGUACUAUUCCAUUUUGCAUUUUUUUUACCAGCAAAUCUAUUUUUUCCAGUCUGCUUCUUCAAUGGUACCAGACUAGUUGUUAUCCUCGUCUGCAUUAUUUGCAAGGUCUGAAUCUCUUUCAUACCUACAUUAUAUUAUUUAUUUUAUAUGUAUCCAGAAAAAAAUCUUAACAUGUAUGCAUGUCCUUCUUCCACGAAACGAUAAUUAAGAACUCAGAUUUUCAUUUACUUUGAGACAUUAGUAGAUAUCUUUUAUUAAGUUUCAGUUUCAUGCAUGGGAGCUUAAGACUGGGUUUGUUCAACACCUGUCUAAUAGGUUUUUGUUACCAGAAAAAAAUCGGAUGGGUGUGUAAGUGUUGCUGGAUGAGGGUUGGGUCUGUUCAUCCAGCUUCCUUUUAGCAUAUUUUGUGAGCAGAAUUGAUCUUGAUAAACAGGACCAAAAACUUAUGAUCAUCAUUACCAUAUACGUCAUUUUCAUUGUACAUGAGCAUAUAUCAGAUGUUAAUGUUAUAUAUUGUCAAUUUUCAUCUUAACAGAUAUAUAGUUUUCAUACUUGUAACUUAACGGACAUGUGAUAGUUUACAAAUAAAACAAUAAAUGCCAUAGAAUGAAA